This is a messenger RNA of Cynara cardunculus var. scolymus (artichoke), 1477 nucleotides long. Its product is annotated as probable glycosyltransferase At5g25310. Gene Ontology annotation, molecular function: glycosyltransferase activity. Bases 32 to 1477 code for a protein of 481 amino acids. The transcript has 4 exons. NCBI's taxonomy places the organism in Eukaryota, Viridiplantae, Streptophyta, Magnoliopsida, Asterales, Asteraceae. The record is from RefSeq and is a predicted model, not a curated record.
GACCUGGACUUCGAAGCGUCUCUCGCCAGCCAUGAAGACGACGAGACAGGGAGGAGUAUCUGCUUACGUGACAACAGCACCGGCGAUUGCUCUGACUACCGUCGUCAUAAUUCUGAUUCUCUCUUUCAACUUUUUCACCAGAAACAAUUCGAAACCGGAGUUCGUGAUUCCGAUUGUUCAAUUGCAAAGCAAGUUAAACUUGAGUCGUCAACCUUCUGAUGAUUAUAAGUUCCGAGCCGUGAUUACUCCGGAUCUUCACCGAAUAUCUUCUUUGCCUCUUCAACUCAAUCGUAAUCGAACUUUCAUCACAGGACGGCGGCGACUGGAGUUAGAGCUUGCUAGAGCACGAGCUACGAUCAGGGAAGCUGCCUCUGUUCGUAACCUAUCUCAGCUUUUACAAAGCGGUGACGUUUUAUCCAGUGAUAUCUAUCAUAACCCCGGCGAGUUUUAUAAGAGUUAUAUAGAGAUGGAGAAAAUAUUUAAAAUAUAUAUAUACGAAGAAGGUGAGCUCCCAAUUGUACAUGAUGGGCCAUGCAAAGAUAUAUACACAGUAGAAGGAAGGUUCAUACAGGAAAUGGAGCAAGGGAGGAGAGGGCAUUAUUUUAGAACCAAAGAUGCAGACAGGGCGCAUGUUUACUUCAUGCCAUUCAGUGUUACCUGGAUGGUCAAGUAUCUGUACAAGCCUGAUACCUAUGACGUCACCCCACUCCGACACUUUGUCUCUGAUUACGUCAGAGUCAUCUCUACCAAACAUCCUUUCUGGAACAAAACUCAUGCGGCUGAUCACUUCAUGCUCUCUUGUCACGAUUGGGGUCCGCAUGCCUCAAAAGGUCACCCAAACCUCUACAACACUUCAAUCCGAGUCCUUUGCAAUGCCAACUCCUCCGAAGGAUUCAACCCACAGAAAGAUGUCAGCCUCCCGGAGAUCAAUCUCCGGACCGGCAACAUUCCCCCCAACCUUCUGUCUCCUCCAUCAUCCACCACUCCUAGGAUCCACCUCGCGUUCUUUGCAGGUGGGGUCCAUGGUCCCAUACGACCCCUCUUACUCCACCAUUGGAGGGGCCGGGACCCAGAUCUUCAAGUCUACGAGUACCUCCCGAAAAACCUAGACUACUACUCCUUCAUGUUUGCCUCCAAAUACUGCCUUUGUCCUAGUGGUUAUGAGGUGGCCAGCCCUAGGAUUGUUGAGUCCAUUUAUUCGGAGUGUGUGCCGGUCAUAAUAUCCGAAAACUAUGUUUUACCUUUUAGCGACGUGUUAAAGUGGGAGGCAUUCUCGAUUCGUGUUAAGGUGUCGGAAAUUGGUCGACUGAAAGAAAUUUUGACGUCGGUGCCUGAAGAAAAGUAUUUGAGGCUAAAGAGUAAUUUGAGAGCAGUCAGGAGACACUUUGUUUUGAACCAACCUGCGGAAAGGUUUGAUGUGUUUCAUAUGAUAUUGCAUUCUGUUUGGCUUAGGAGAUUGAAUUUGAAACUAGAAUAG